Molecule: messenger RNA, 1435 nt
Organism: Puccinia graminis f. sp. tritici CRL 75-36-700-3
Lineage: Eukaryota; Fungi; Basidiomycota; Pucciniomycetes; Pucciniales; Pucciniaceae
Exons: 5
Coding region: 91-879 (262 amino acids)
Biological process (GO): dolichol-linked oligosaccharide biosynthetic process
Cellular component (GO): UDP-N-acetylglucosamine transferase complex
Source: RefSeq, a predicted model, not a curated record
AAGAGGUUGACAAGCCACAGCAACAACCACUCGACAUCGAGGCUAGCUACAUAGAAAGAAGCACAGAGAAUCGGAUUCAAUGAAUCGAGGAUGACUUCGAGGAUGACGAUGUUGACCAUGGGACCAAUCGGACAACUCUUUGGCCUAUUUUCCAUUCUCUUGCUUGUCUUUCUUCUUCGGCUCAUCCAUCUCAUUCGAUCUACCCAUCAACUCCAAUCUCGUUCACAGUCGUCUGGUCGAUUACAGACAUGCAAACUCACCAUCCUCCUGGGUAGCGGAGGCCACACGGGCGAAAUGAUUCGAUUACUAUCAGGGCUUCCGUUCGAUCGGUAUACUCCAAGGACCUAUAUCAUCUCGUCAGGUGAUUCAUUGAGCAGGUUCAAGGCUCUGGAGCUCGAACGACUCAAACAAGCCGGCCAAUAUGAAUUCCUUGAGAUUCCGCGUGCCAGAAGAGUCAAUCAAUCCUUUGUGACAAGCAUAUUUACAACGAUCACCUCCUUACUAGUUUGCCUGCGGUUUAUUUCGAUUAAACCCAACUUCUCACCGUGCUUGGUGACCCCACAAGAAGACAGCACAGAUGAACAGGCCUGUUCAUCUGCAGUGAUAUUGAAUGGGCCCGGCUCAGCAGUGCCGAUCGCCCUGUCGGUCUUCUUACCUAGGUUAAUCACAGGAAAACUUAAACCGCGACUAAUCUACGUUGAAUCCUUGGCAAGAGUCAAAAAAUUGAGCCUGACGGGUAUACUCUUGCUACCCUUUAUGGAUUGCUUCAUCGUCCAAUGGAAGGUUUUGCAGGCUGAGAUCCAUCGAUCGAGGUUGUAUCAAGUUCUCUAUCGUCUCAAAUUAGUUUCUGCCAUUACAUUUGAUGGUUGGAUGGUAUAAGCAACACGAUCACUUGUCCCCCUGUCAUGUGCCGUUCCACUGGAGGCUGGGAGCAUACUUGUUGACGCCCCUACAAACGACGUUGAGUCUCGGCUACGAUAUCCAGUCUACAGGAGAAGGGAACCACGAACCCAAACACUGGACCAUAGCAAUCUAUGGAAUUCACACCAUGGAGGUUUAUUUUGCAUGCUUUCAAACUCACAUGCCUGGAAAAGUAUUGAUUGUAUUGGUUUCUUCUUCGAGAUGUAAAAAGUGAACCAGAUGGCGCUAGUUAACAAAAUCUCUCAAAUAGUUGGGCGCGUCACUAGUUGCCUCUUAGCAUUUGCUCGUUCGGAACAGUUUUGGCUCUCGACCAGAAAUGACAAUGAACAUCCUGGCACCAAUUAUCGGACUGACCGGCUAGUGAAAACAUUUUCUCGCUCACACACCACUACUGUUUCGAAGUGACCUUCAUACUCCGGGAGACUCUCACAAAGCCAUCCUCAUGGGGUUUGACUAAUUAGUAGAAUCGCGAUGUUUCAACAUAAGGGGGAUCAAUUGCAAAUGAAACACAUGU